Molecule: messenger RNA, 774 nt
Organism: Talaromyces stipitatus ATCC 10500
Lineage: Eukaryota; Fungi; Ascomycota; Eurotiomycetes; Eurotiales; Trichocomaceae
Exons: 4
Coding region: 1-774 (257 amino acids)
Source: RefSeq, a predicted model, not a curated record
AUGAUUUGUACGAGACCUGAUCUUGCAUUUGCACUUUCUCGCCUCUCCAAAUUUGUGCAGAAACCAGGUAUAAAGUAUGCCACAGCGCUUAAGCGUGUACUCAGCUCAACUUAUGAUGCUGAAUAUAUUGGACUAGCAACUGCAUCAUAUGAGGUUAUCUGGCUUCAGAAACUCAUUCUCGCUAUCCUGCCUCAGUAUGCAGAACAUACAAUGCCUUCCAACACAAUUCAUUGUGAUAACCAAGGCGCCAUUGUAACUGUGAAUCAACCUAGUCACUCGCCCUCUACUAGGUCAAAACAUAUCAAUAUCUAUUUCCACGUUAUACGCGAGGCUAUCGCAAAUGGCCUUAUUCGUCUAGAGUAUAUUCGUAUAACAGAAAUGACGGCCGAUAUAUUGACGAAAGCACUACCGAAGGAAUUGCAUGAACGUCAUUGGGAGGAUACUAGCCGAUCGGACGCCUUUGGUGAGAUCCCGGAUGAGUGGGAGUGUCAGCGUGCUACACCCGUGGAUCUCCCUCCGGCGCGGAUCAACUAUGCUCCGAGAGUCAUCACAUUAACACCCACCACGGGACCACGUGACGAUCUCUUGGCAGAAUUACGGGCACGCACUGGGAGACCUUGCGGGCACGGCAACCGGCAGAACCCGGGAGCGGGACAAGGCGGUGACGGACCAGAUUGUGGAACGGACGCAGGUUUUGACGUCGGUCGCGCCCGAAAACAGGCGUGUCGCCACAAAUCACAAUUGUUUAUAGAGUCAUUCCAAACUGUUCUGUGA